AUGGGUCAAAACCGUUUAGUACCGAGACCUUGCCCCCCUGCGACGUGUUUUGAUAUUGCUGCACCGGCACCGAGGCCUCGGUCUAUCUCGCUUUCAUGCAUUAGCAUUCAUCCUACCGCCGCCGACGACACCGCGAAAACUAAAAUACUUCCCCCGAAUCCAGCAGCAGAAAGAAAUUCCUCAGAAGCAAACCCACAAUCCAGAAAACUGGCUGUCAUUUCACACCCAGUGUCGUCCCCGAGGCACUCCUCAAAGACGGACGCCACCGCCUCCACCCCUCACGAUCAAUCUAGAGACCCAUCACUCCCCACUUCCGAACAUGUCGUUGACCAAAGCAUGCACGCCGAAGGCUCAGACAAGGAGCCUACACGCGACGACAAUUUGCUCAGCGCGUUUGAAGAUGCCAUUGCACAGAAUGGCGCCCACAUGGACCACUUCACCACAGCAGCUGUUGCCGUUCAUCUCUACAACGAUAUGAUAAAUUGGGCCAUUUCACAUGUCGCAGUCCAAUUUAAGCGCAGCGUUUUUCUCGCCUCCGAAGCCAACCGCUAUCUCACCGCCAUUGAUGCUGCCGCCCUAAAUCCGAAUGACCCUCCCGGCACAAAUCCAGAGCGAUAUGGCUCGAAGCUUUUGUACAGCGAUAAGAAUGUCAAUGUCGAAUGCUCCAAUUGUGGCUCAAGCGUCUCGGCGUCCCGCUACGCUCAGCACUUUGAGAAAUGCCUAGGACGAGGCGGGCGCAUGUCAUCACGAGCAGCAUCAGCGAGACUGCGUGCAUCGGCUGAGCGUGCUGAAAAGGAGGAUGCGGCAGAACUUGACGAGGCUCCAUCGCGUCGACGACGGAGUUCCUCAGCCGAUCCUGCAGACACCGGUUUUGCUGGCGGGUCUUAUGCAAAACGACGAAAGAUGUCUCCUGUUCCAUCAGGGGGCUCGGCUAGUGCAUCACAAGGGGGUUCAAUGCAACACGAUCAGACUCUUCGUAUGACGUGUCUGGUGACACAUAUUCCUUCCCCUUCUUACCCGCGCUCAUUUGCGUCUUUUGCAAUUCUUUUACUUUGGCCUCAAGAUCCCCCCUUUUCUUCUCCACAUCGGCACACUGUAGUACCCACUGCGACCUGCUCUUCUCCAGCUCUCCGUUCGCCUCAGAGAGUGCUGCAGCCCUCUGCGUCAGCUCUUUAUUCAUGCGGAGCAUCUCUUCCUUCUCCUCUUGAAGCUCAGCAUUUUUCACCUUUACAGUGA
Molecule: messenger RNA, 1236 nt
Organism: Chondrus crispus (carragheen)
Lineage: Eukaryota; Rhodophyta; Florideophyceae; Gigartinales; Gigartinaceae
Exons: 4
Coding region: 1-1236 (411 amino acids)
Source: RefSeq, a predicted model, not a curated record